This is a messenger RNA of Tachyglossus aculeatus (Australian echidna), 2696 nucleotides long. It is a transcript of the gene MCL1, whose product is annotated as MCL1 apoptosis regulator, BCL2 family member. Gene Ontology annotation, cellular component: mitochondrial outer membrane. Bases 71 to 1057 code for a protein of 328 amino acids. The record is from RefSeq and is a predicted model, not a curated record. Lineage: Eukaryota; Metazoa; Chordata; Mammalia; Monotremata; Tachyglossidae. Gene Ontology annotation, molecular function: protein heterodimerization activity; channel activity; protein homodimerization activity. Gene Ontology annotation, biological process: extrinsic apoptotic signaling pathway in absence of ligand; intrinsic apoptotic signaling pathway in response to DNA damage; positive regulation of apoptotic process. The transcript has 3 exons.
CUUCACUUCUGCUUCUUCGGAGCGCGGAUCCCUUCUGGUGGCCUUCCCGCGACGACGACGGACAGCGAGGAUGCUGGGGCUGCAGAAGAACGCCGUGCUCGGGCUCAACCUCUACUGCGGGGGCGCCGGGGCCGCGGGGGGCUCCCCGCCCGGAGGGCGCCUGCGCAGCGACAAAGCGGCGGCGGCCGGCGGCGAGGGUCCGGCGGGCCGGCGCGCAGGCGCGGAGCACGAGGCGGCGACGGCGGCGCUGCUGGGCGGCGGCGGCCACGCGGGGGCGCUGCCGCGCCCGGCCCCGAUUGGCGCGGAGGGCCGUGACGUCACGGCGGCCCCCGGGCUGCGCGCGCAGCCGGAGGGGACGGAGCCCUCCUCCUCCGCGCCGCCCUCCGGCCCGCUCCGGCCCGAGGACGAACUGGACGGCUACGAGCCCGAGGCCCCGGCCAAGCGGCCGCCCCGCCCGUUUCCCGGAGGGGGGUCCCUGCCCUCCACCCCCGACGGCGACGACGACGACGACGUGAUGGCCGCCGCCCAGGACGGGCUGUACCGCCAGUCCCUCGAACUCAUCACCCACUACCUGCGGGAGCAGGCGGCCGGGCGCAAGGCCGAGCCCCGGCGGGGGCGGGACCGGAGGGCGCUGGACACCCUCCGCAGGGUCGGCGACGGCCUCCAGCGCAACCACCACACCGCCUUCCUCGGCAUGCUCCGAAAGCUGGACAUCAAGAAGGAGGAGGACAUCAAGGCCGUGUCUCGCGUCGGGACCCACAUUUUCAACGACGGGACGACGAACUGGGGCCGAAUCGUGACUCUGAUCUCUUUCGGUGCCUUUGUGGCCAAGCACCUGAAGAGCAUAAACCAAGAAAGCUGCAUCGACCCCCUAGCAGAGAGCAUCACAGAGGUCCUCGUCACCACGAAACGGGACUGGCUGAUCAAACAAAAAGGCUGGGAAGGAUUUGUGGAAUUCUUCCGCAUAGAGGACGUGGAAGGCAGCGUCCGGAACAUGCUCCUGGCCAUGGCCGGGGUGGCCAGCCUGGGAGCCGGUUUAGCCUACCUGAUCAGAUGAUGGGGACCCCCCUCCCCCUCGGACGCUCAGAGACCGACCUCACGUCCGCGCAAAUCCAGCCCCAGGCGCCCGCCACCAGCUCACUUCAGCCGCCGCGACAGCUGGAAGGCUUUAUUUAUGAAGCCCAGCGUCCCGCCGCCCAGAAUUGUCAGGCACCGAGCGGCGGCCGGCCAGGCAAGAGGGUUCGGGCUGGUUUUGGAGCUAGACAUUAAGCAGAGCCCUGUCGUCUCGCUCCCCCGAAGAGCCGUCCUUGGAAAGAAGCGAAAGAGAACCGGUUCGGGAGGUUUACGUACAGCUUGGAUGCCAAGCGCUCUCUUUCCCCCUCUCUCUCCCCCUUUUUUUUUCUCUUUUUUUGGGCCUUUUCCCCCUUUUUUAUUUUCUAAUCUGCAAAUGGGGGCCACUGGGCGGAGAGCUCCACUGGGUGGGUGUUUGGUCUUGUGAUCCGUGGCCCGAGUUUUGUUUUGUUUUUUGUUUUUUUUCUCCUCUUGGUUAAGAGUCGUGGCCAGGAGCCAGGCCCCCGGGGAGGGUUAGGAAAGGCUUAGCGUCCACAGGGAAGUUUCCCAAAAUGAAAACCGAAGCACUAACACUCCCCACCCACCCCCACAGACACACAGCCCUCCUCCCCUUCCCUAGAGGAAGUGGUUUGCAACCGAUGAGGCCACCCGGGUUAAAGAAGGCCUUCUCUUCAGUUCCAGGGCAGUGAGAAAGGUCAGCCCGGCAGCUUCUUCUUCCCCCCCAGCCCACCCAUCCCCCCUUCUCCCUGGGUGGCAGAAUUACUCAGUUUCCCUCCAGCUGGUGCCCUGCCUGUCCCGGCCCUGAGGCCUCCAGUCCCCCCCUUCUCCCGCAUCAAGUGUAUAAGGAGCCUUCUGAAGCAGACUUAAAACUGUACAUGCGUUCGUACCCGUAAAAGUUGUGUAUAUAUAUUUUUGCAGAACUUUAUUUCUCCGCACUGGUGUAACAGGAGGAUUUUUUCUGAGGCGGCGGGGUGGGGGUAGAGGGGCGGCCCCCGCUCCUCUCGGGAAGCAAGCCCCGGUUCUGAGGUCGCGAGCGAGGGGAACGCAAGCCCUCCCCGCGUGAUCCGUGCGGGGUUCACUAAAUCGCCGUCCACGCUGUGCCAAAGCAGGAUUCACUUCAGAUUUGGGGGGCGGCGGGGGGGGGUCUCGUGUGUGUGUGUGUGUGUGUGUGUGUGUGUGUGUGUGUGUGUGUGUGAGUGGUUUUUGGAGAUCUCAGACUUUCCUCUGGCGAGGCUCGGAAGCCACGGACUCGCAGUUGGACCCGGAUUCGAAUGCUCCACUGCAGGCCCCCCGUCUCCCCCCGGCCCCAAUCCCCUUCACCCCGAAAAUCGGAACGUGCAAUGUGGCUCGAGGCCCAGGUUUCAGACCCCUGCAGCCUUUGAUUUCCUCGGUGCGACCGGGAUCGGAUUGGAAUUGCGGGGUCCGGCUCCUGGACUGAUGGCACCCCGCGCCCGCCCACCUCCCCAAUUCCCACCCCCACCCCUGGCUUCAACUGAAAUCCGUGGCUUCCCUGGAAAUCCAGGUAGAAGAAAGGCGCAAGCGUGGAGCGUAAACAUGGUGCUAUUUACCAGGCUUUGCUCGUCCCGGCCGAGGCCUCAUCUGGCAAUAAACACGUGUUUUGUUAA